This is a messenger RNA of Penicillium samsonianum, 639 nucleotides long. RefSeq names its product DUF4396 domain-containing protein. The record is from RefSeq and is a predicted model, not a curated record. The transcript has 2 exons. Lineage: Eukaryota; Fungi; Ascomycota; Eurotiomycetes; Eurotiales; Aspergillaceae. The coding region runs from base 1 to 639 and encodes 212 amino acids.
AUGUUUUGGUCCUCAAGACCAGUCUUCGCUUUAGUCGGAGUGCCUCUGCGGUCUUUUUCAGGCGUCUCCCCUAUGCUUGCCUGCCGUUCCAACCAGAACGAAGAGGCUCUCCGCAGCCCAAAUUCCAACCACCACAAGUCCAAUAACACACUCACUGCCCCUGCCAAAUCCAGAAUUCCGUCAGUCUGGCAACACACUUUCUGGGCCUGUCGAUCUACUUGGAGGAGGGCGGGGAUCAAUACAUUACGCUGCCUUGUUGGCUGCACACUGGGGGACUUUACGGCACUAUGGACCCUCCAAACUUACUACCCAGAGCUUGGAAUGGGCACUAUUAUGGGUGCAUCGAUGGCAUGCGGAAUUACGACGUCCAUCAUUCUCGAAACGAUUCUUCUCCGCCGUGGAGUCGACAAGCUUUCGUGGCCGAUGGCAGCCCGGACUGCGACCGGUAUGAGUAUGGUUUCGAUGGUAGCGAUGGAGGCUGCCGAAAAUACAGUUGACUAUCAUCUUACCGGAGGAGUAGUGGCUCUUGAGGACCCACAAUUUUGGCUAGCAGCAGUGCUGUCGGUCACAGCCGGAUAUUUCGCCCCGCUGCCCUAUAACUAUCUCCGAUUACGAAAGUAUGGGAAGUCUUGCCACUGA